This is a messenger RNA of Sorghum bicolor (sorghum), 1367 nucleotides long. Its product is annotated as ethylene-responsive transcription factor LEP. The transcript has a single exon. The record is from RefSeq and is a predicted model, not a curated record. Gene Ontology annotation, molecular function: DNA-binding transcription factor activity; DNA binding. NCBI's taxonomy places the organism in Eukaryota, Viridiplantae, Streptophyta, Magnoliopsida, Poales, Poaceae. Bases 110 to 970 code for a protein of 286 amino acids. Gene Ontology annotation, biological process: regulation of DNA-templated transcription.
CUACCAUCCUCAACCACCUCUCCAUCAGCCUCUGACCUCCUUCUUCCUCAGCUUGUUGUCAACGACGACGAAGCACACACACCACUCUCUCUAGCUCGCUCUCGACAGCAUGAAUUUCUCGUCGUAUUUCUUCUCCUCCUCCUCGUCAUCCUCGGAGAAGAAGUCGUCGUCGUCGUCGUCCAAGCAGCGGCGGCAGCAGCAGCAGCAGGCGCAGCCGGACGCCAACACGACGCGGUACCUGGGCGUGCGUCGCCGGCCGUGGGGCCGGUACGCGGCGGAGAUCCGGGACCCGGCCACCAAGGAGCGGCACUGGCUGGGGACCUUCGACACGGCGGAGGAGGCCGCCGUGGCCUACGACCGCGCCGCGCGCUCCCUCCGCGGCGCCCGCGCCCGCACCAACUUCGCCUACCCGGACCUCCCGCCGGGCUCCUCCAUCACCCCCUACCUGUCCCCGGACCUCACCUCCGGCGACAACGCCACGCAGCUCCUCCAGCCAUUCUACGCCGCCGACCCCGCCGCCGCGUCGUCCCUGCAGGCGGCGGCCGCGGCCCCGCCGGCCGCGAACGCCGGGGCGGGAUACGGGUACGGCGCCGGCGCCGGCGACGACUACUACGCCUCCGCCUACGGCUACAACGACUAUAGCGCUGAGGACAUGUCCGCUCUCAUGGACGACCUCGCCAUACCCGACGACCUCACCGCCGAAGACGCCGGCGGCUCCGUGGACAUGUAUAGCGGAGGCGGAGGCGGCGGCAGCGGCAGCGCCAAUGCCAGCUCCGGCAGCGGCGGGGGCGGGUGGUGCGACGCGUCCGAGUUCAGCGCGUACGGUGGUGCGUCGUCCGCCGCCUCGCACGGGGUCUACUUCGAGGAAGGGUACGUGCACAGCCCGCUCUUCUCGCCGAUGCCGGCCGUCGACGACGCCUGCGCCGACGGCUUCCAGCUCGGCGGCUCCUCGUCGUCCUACUACUACUGAUCGUGUGCCGUCUUCCCGGAUCGAUCGACGACCGCCUCUGCGCCCGCCGGUGGUGGACUGUGGCGUGGUGAGUUGCUGGGUGCGCUUAGCAGUUUAAUUACUUCAGUCGUGUCAUCAUAGUAUUAAUAAUACCCCUAUAAUGUACUGUCACUGUAUUUUUUUUCACUUUUUUGGGCCUCCAUCUCCAUUUUCUGGAUGAUGGAUGGGCCUUUCAUAUUGGGCCGUGAUGUGUUCUUUUUAUGCUCCUUUCUCAUUUGUUUUUUUGGGUGCUUGUAUUAGUAGUGAUGAUAUAUAUGUGUAAAAAAUGAUCAGUCGGCAUGCACUCGUGUGUUGCUGGCGCUUCACUUCAGUGUAAUAUCUUUUAUUACCUGCUAUUAUAUGUACAUUUUUUCCCUAG